This is a messenger RNA of Funneliformis mosseae, 384 nucleotides long. The record is from the annotation of a GenBank genome assembly. NCBI's taxonomy places the organism in Eukaryota, Fungi, Glomeromycota, Glomeromycetes, Glomerales, Glomeraceae.
AUGACUCCUUCAGGCACUUUAGCUUCACAACAAAAUACAAGUCAUCAUAUCCUAACUUUAGAGGGUAAUAAUAAACGAAAUAUAGUUAAUACUAAUCAAUCAAUGCUAGAGACUGUCAAAAAUCUCCAAGGAAGAGUGCAUAACCUUUGGGCAUCAGAUUUCACUGAAAUAAUUGAUGAUAAUAAGAGUAACGUGCCUGUUUGUAGUAUAACUAAAAAUAUGCCUAUAGAACCUAUUGAUAAUUCUCAUGAAGAACAACAAUUAAUUGAUAAGGAUGACGAUACAUUAGCUGAUAAUGACGAUUGUUCCUCUCAGCUAAGAAAAAGGGUAAAAGUUAUAUCAAAAUUGAGAGGCAAAAACAAAGCUUCAUCAAUCGAAGCUUAA